AUGGUUUAUCAAUCUACUUUUCAUAAAACUAUAUUACGAGAUAAAGGUUUAUUUGAUGGUAAAAAUUUUUUAAUUUCGACUGAUUCUAUAAAAUGGGUGUAUAUAUAUUCAUUAUCAAUUACUGAACAAGGUCAGUUAUAUUCAACGGAUCAACAAAAUAAUCAUUAUUUAUUAUUACAAUCAUUACAAUCGUGUUCAAUUUCAAUUCAACAAAAAUCAACCACCCCCAAUACAAAUUCAUCAAGUACAAAAACAUCAAAAUAUUCAAGGAAGAAUUCCGUACAAGAUAGUAUUGAAGAUGAACCACCAAUUAUAUUUAUUAAAACUUUUGAAAAUGAUAAAUUAUACAUUAAAGUUCCAAGUAGAUUAAAUUUUGGAAAUUUAUUAAGUUCCUUGUUAGUUUGGCAAAAUUUAAAACCACAAGGUCUUGCUAAAAAAUGGUAUAAUGAAAAUAAAAUUAAAAAAAUUAAUCAAACUAUAGAUGGUUCGAUUCAUGAAUUAUUAGUUUGUAGGUUUAAAGUUUAUGGACCACUCCCUAAUAAAUUUACAAAAAAUUUAAAUGUUGUUAAAGGUCCAAAAGCUCCAAUUUAUCAACCAAAAAUUGAUGAUUUAAAUGGGAAAAUUCCUACUGAUUUAAAUACUGUACCACAAUUGGAUUCAAAUAUAAAUGAAGGUUGGUUUUAUGCUAUGGGUGCAUUAAAUUCAAAUGGGAUAUUAAAUUUUAUAUCUGAAUUGGAUGGAACUUUAUUAUAUUCAAUUGAUAUUAAAAAGUUGUUGUCAAGUGAGAUUCGCGAAAUUCAUAAUUCAAUUUUUAACAGUUCAAAUGUUUUAUUUCUCGGUCAUUUAAAAGAAUUAAGAUUCAAUAACUUAAUACGUACUAUUAAUCAUUUAAAUGCUGAUCAGUUAUUCCUUGGUAAUCCAUUUUUAACAAGAGAUGGGAAAAUUAUAAAUUCAAAUUCAAGAAUUUUUAUUGAAUUUCCAUUACAUAUUGAUUUAGAAGAUUGGUUUGUUGGGUUAAAAUAUUUUGCAAAACGUGAAUAUAUUGGAUUAUUUGAUUCUGACUCAUCUAAAUUAUCAAAUGAACCUAACUAUAAACAACAAUUGUCAGAUUUUAAUAAAUCAAAUUUUAGAGUUUCAAAAAAAGUCUUAAUUGAUAUAAUUGAAGCUAAAUUUGAUACUACUCAUAAACAAAAUCAAGGUAAAAUAUAUGCUGAAGUUCGUAUGUGGGGAUAUCCAUGGUCUCGUACUGCCAUUGUAAAUUUUACAAAUAAUCCAUUUUGGAAAGAAGAAUUUCAAACUGAUUUACCAAUUUCAACUCAAAUGAUUCAUAUUUUAAUUAAAAGAUCAAGUAAUAAUGAUUAUUCAAAUAAUGAUAAAAUAAUAGGUACAGUUUAUGUUACUCCUGAUAUUUUGACAAAACAAGUUAAAACAAGUUCAACAAUUAUGACUUCUAAUGAUUCUUCUGGUAUCCAAGUUAAUAAUUCAAUUCCAUUACAAAAUUCAUUAUCAUUAAAUCUGAAUAAUUAUAAUUAUAAUUAUAAUAAUAAUAAUAAUAAUAAUAAUAACAAUAAUAAUAAUCCAACAAGUUUAGAUAUUGUAAGAUUAACAAUUUAUGAUUUGAAUGAUAUACCAAUUGGUAAAUUAUUAAUCCAAGUAAAUUUAAAAGAAUAUCAUAUAUUACCACCAAAUUUUUUUAAACCAUUUGAAAAGAUGUUGAUUAAUGCACCAAUGAAGGAUUUGAUUAAAUUUUGUAAUGAAAAUGCUCCAAGUUCAGAUUUUGAAAGGGUAUCGAUAGUUCUAUUGGAUAUUUUUCAAAGUUUAAAAGUUGAAGAUGCAUGGUUUAAAUCAUUAAUGGAGAAUGAAUUGAUUAAUAUUGAUAAUAUAACUAGAAAAUCAUACGUAGAAAAAAAUGAAGAAAAAAAGAAUAAUUCAAGUCAUAAUAAUGUAUUCAAUACUUUAUUUAGAGGAUCAUCUAUCUUUUCAAAAUCGUUGGAAAAGUAUAAUUUACGUAUUGGUCAAGAAUAUUUAGAAAAAGUAUUUGGUUCAUUUUUUGCUAAAAUUUCAUUUGAACGUAAAAAUUGUGAAGUUGAUCCAAGAUAUGUUAAAAUUCAAGAGAGGGCAAUACGUAAAGGUAAACCUCUAAAUGAUGAUUUAUUUAAUUUUGAUGAUGAUGAUGAUGAAGAAAGUUCAACUGAUGAAGAAUAUGAUUCUGAAUUUGAAAAGGAAAAAGAUGAAACGAUAAAGAAGAUGGUUGAAGAAAAUUUUCAAAAUUUGUUAUCAUAUGCUGAAGAGAUAUGGAAUAAGAUUUAUAUUACUUCAAAUGAUUUACCACAACAAAUUAAAAUUCAAUUGAAAAAUUUUAGAACUAAAGUUGAAUUAGUAUGUGAUCCAAAUGAUAAAAUUACAAGUUUAAAUUGUUUAUCUGCUUUUAUAUUUUUGAGAUUCUUUUGUCCAGCUAUAUUAAAUCCAAAAUUGUUUUACUUGGCCAAAAAUCAUCAAACUGGAAAUACUCAAAGAACAUUGACUUUAAUUGCAAAAAUUUUAUUGAAUUUAGCUAAUCGACAAGAAUUUUCACCAUACAAAGAGCCACACUUAGUCAAAAUGAACACAUUUUUAAGAAGACAUCAGAAUGAAGUAUUGGAUUAUUUUGAUAAAAUUACAGGUAGAAAGAAUGAUUUUAAUGAAAAAAUACUUGAUUUAUCUCAUGAAGUUAAAAGGUUUGAUUUGGGAUUAGAUGAAUUAUCUAAUGAAUUGCCUACUACUCCAUACUUAAUUGAUAAAUAUCUUAGAUUGACUGAGAUUAUAUAUUUAUUGGAUUAUAACAAGUAUAAAAAUAAUGGAUCAUCAAGUUCUACUUCAACUCCAUUUACUAGUCCGUCUAAAGAUACAUUGACUAUUUCAUCAUCACAACAAAAUCAUAAUUAUGAUUUAGACACAAAAAAGUUGACUGAUUUACAUUUGAAUGAAAAAAAUUCAUAUCAAAUAGGUUCAUUAGAAUUUGAAAAACUGGAAUUUUUAGAUUUAGUUGGAGAUAAUGAAACUGAAGGGUUUAUAAAAUCUUUAUGUAAAGGAAAUGAGGAUAUUUUUUCAUUUAUAAACUCAAAUAUUACUUUGAAAGAUAUACAAAAACAAUCAACAAAGAUACUAAAUAAAAUAUACCAAUUGGAGACAUUUUUAGAAAAUUAUGAAUUUCCUAAAAACUUUAAUAAGGACUUAACAUUGUGGGAAGUAUUUACAAAUGAUAUAUUAUCAAGGACGUAUUUGGAUUUAAGUAGGAACAGUAUAGUUGUGUUGGAUACAUUACCUCCUAAUAACAAUUAUAGAAGAUUUGUUGAUGAUCAUGCAUUGACAAAAUUAAAUUUGAAAUUUAUUACCAAUAGUGAAGAGAAUGAAAGUAAUAAAAACGAACUACAACAGAAGUUACAACAACAACAAUCAAAUAGUAAUUAUAGUACUAUUGCAAACACUACUAAUCGAAUAUCGUCGAGUUUUAGUAGUAAUUCAUUGGGAAGUGUAUUGAAGUCAAAUGGUUCAAAAAAUCCAUUUAAGAAAUGGUUGAGAAAGUAA
Messenger RNA from Insectozyma verbasci, 3567 nucleotides. The record is from the annotation of a GenBank genome assembly. Lineage: Eukaryota; Fungi; Ascomycota; Pichiomycetes; Serinales; Debaryomycetaceae.